Lathyrus oleraceus (garden pea) is the source of this 615-nucleotide messenger RNA. RefSeq lists its product as uncharacterized. The record is from RefSeq and is a predicted model, not a curated record. Lineage: Eukaryota; Viridiplantae; Streptophyta; Magnoliopsida; Fabales; Fabaceae. The coding region runs from base 1 to 615 and encodes 204 amino acids. The transcript is spliced from 3 exons.
AUGGCAAAUGAAAACACCACACCAACGCAAUUUCUAGCGAAUCUACCAGUUUUCAAAGUUUCAAUUAAAGAGUCUAAGAACCCAACUGAGAUGAAGUUAGAAGAAAUUCAACCUUCAUUAAAGGCUUAUGAGAUAAGGCUGAAGCAGAGGAGCUCAGAAAGGGACAAGGUGGCAGAAAAGGCAUUACAAGCAAGAUUCAUUAAAAAAUUUGGGAAAGAAAAGGGAAAGAAUAUUCCUAAUGAUGAGAAGUCAAUAAAGAACUCAAAGAAUCAUUCUGAUCCGAUCAAGAAAGGCAUGGUCAACACGUAUUUUGGGAAGAAAGUUGACAUGAAGGAGGUGCAAUGGCAAAUCAACAUGUGGUACCUGGAUUCAGGAUGCAGUAACCACAUGACUAGAAAUAAAGACUGGUUCACCAUGCUAGAUGAAUCAGUUGAGAAAGUGAUAAAGUUUGCAGAUGGAAAUAGUAUCACAUCAAAUGGAAAGGGAGACAUCUCUAUUGUCAUAAGAGAUGGUCGAAAAUCUAGUGUCACUGAUGUGUUGUAUGUACCUUCGAUAACAAGUAACUUUAUAAGCAUAGGUCAAUUACUUGUAAAAGGGUACAACAUGAAGAUAUAA